Paramecium sonneborni is the source of this 2260-nucleotide messenger RNA. The record is from the annotation of a GenBank genome assembly. NCBI's taxonomy places the organism in Eukaryota, Ciliophora, Oligohymenophorea, Peniculida, Parameciidae.
AUGAAUAAGGCUUUUCAAAGAAGUAAUAAUAAAUAACAAUAAUAGAGCAUUCUGAUAAUAGUAUUCUGAAAGGGAAAACUUAACAUCAAACCCAUCAGAGAAGUCCAAUGAGUACAAAAGAAAAUGAUACAAAAUUCAAAUAUCCUGAAGUUCUGCGUCGAAAAGAAUCUAAACCUUUAUAAGUUUAAACCAAUCAUUCAGAUAUGAGAUCACCUAGUGCUCAAUCUACAUAAUCUCCAAUUAAUAGUAAAACUUAAAUAUAUAAUUAUUAGAGAGCAUUCUCAUUACUCAUCGAUCUCAAUCAAUGUUUUAAGAUGCAUAAUAUAUUGAUUAUAUUAUUACAAAUAAAGAAGUGAAUUAAUUUUUAAAGAAACAUUUUUUACAUGAACAUAUGCAUACAAAUAGUUCUAGAAAUACAAAUACUAAAUUAAUUUGUGAUUCUUGGGAUAAAGUACCUGUAACUUACUUUAUUAAAAGUUUAUUUAGUGAGUAUCCUGAAAUCAUUGAAGAUCAUCAUUUAAAUGAGAAAUUAAAUAUUAAAUUAAAGACUCUAAUUAAAGAUUUGAUUUCUGAAGAUGGAUAAAUCUUAUCAUUAAAUAAACUAUAAAUACAUACACGACAUUUAGGAUUAUUGGGAUUAUUAUUGACUGCUUUAAGAGAUAUUCAAGAUGCUCCAACUGUAAAUCAUAAUACUCCUCAUAAUUAAUCUAUUUCAAAUGAAUUAGAUAUCUCUACAACAUAAUAAUAAUCAAAAUUUCACAAAUUAGCUUAAGAAAUAGCAACAUCAGCUGAAAAUAGAAUAAAUGAAUUGGUAAAUUUAAAAUUGCAAUAAUUCACAAUUAAAUAAAAAGAAUUAGAAAAAUAGAUUUAAUAAUUAAAAUAGAAAGCUACAGAAAAUUUUGAUCUUUUUUAGCAUGAGGCCAAAAAUAAAUAAGUUAUAACUCAUUUAACAUAAUAAUUAUAAUAGAAGGAUCAAAUUAUAGCAGAUCUUGAAUAAAAACUAAUUAAAAAAUGGAUGAAUUCAUCUAUUGAAGAAGAAACUCAUAUUACUAAAAUUGCAUAACCUAAAGCUUCACCUAUAAAAAUUUAAAGUCCAAGUUAAUCUCCAUUUAAUGAUAGUAAUCAAUAUUUAUAAAGAAUGAUUACCAAUUUAUGUACUGUUUGGGAUCUUGGUUGUGCAAAUGAAGAUUAUAGAUUUUCUUAAAUUUUAACAGCACAAGAAAAUAAUUAAAUGCCUUAUUAACAUUUUUAACUUAUUCCUAUUAUUAAAACAAUUCCAGGCUUCAAUGAGUUGAUAUUUAAAUCAUAAAAUAAUAAUCAUAUCAUCACAAAUUUCAUAUAGAAUUGCAUGAAUAAUGACAAUAAUAUAAUUUUGGAAUUAUAUUAUGAAAUUAUCACCUUACUUCCAAAUUUGAAAAUUAGUGAUCAAGAUUAAUAUUUAAUUAAUGUAAUGUAAUUAUUUCUAAAAUUAACUGUAUCAAUUUUGUAGAUUAAAACUGUAUUCAAUAUUACUAAAUUAAAAGAAUGGGGAUCAAUUAAAAGACAAUUAACUGAGUAAUAGAAUUAAUUUAUAAAAAAUUUGAUUAAUUAGAUUAUUUAGAUUAAUCAAUACAGCAUAAAGUAAAUACCUUAAUCAAAAUUAUGGAAUUAAUAAUAGAUUUUUCAUGAUUAAUAUGUGUAAGAAUAUAAUAAUCGAUUAAUUGAGAAUUAGGUUAUUAACAAUAUAUUACGAAAAUAACUGAAUUAAAUACACAAUAAACAAAACAUGAGAUUGUCUCUUAUUAUUAGGAUUGUUUAAUGUUUUUAUUACAAUGAUGUGGAAGAAUUAAUUGGUUUAAUGUAAUCUAUUUAAGGGGAAACAGAUAUAGAUAUUUAUUUAUCUAAAUUAAUUUUGGAUUGUGAUUGCAUAAACUUAAUUUUAUUUCCUAGUUUGUUUAAUCCUAAAUAUAUUCUUAAAUCAAUAACAAAUUUACUAUAAUUUAAGUGUCCUGGUUAAUUUUACAUAUUAUAUACUAAGUAAGUAUGUUAAAUUAGGAAUAUUGAUUUAUUGAUCGAUUUAUUAACUAAAAUGCAUAAUACUAUGAAUUCCGAUGUUGUUAUUAAAUUAUGGGAUGUAUUAGGAGCUAUUGCUAAGAGUGCAACCUUAAAGGAAUGUAAAGAAGGUUUACAAUUUGUAAUAAGAUUAUAUUCAAAUUCUCAUCAAGCUACAAUAAUACAUAAUAUAUAAUAAGUUUAAAAAAAUUUAGCAAUCCCAAUCUGA